AUGCCACGCAGGCAGAACAUCACCGUGUUUAUGAUCAUAGCGGUCUCGGCAUUUUUAGGCUUCAUUUUCGUAUCUUCAUUUAGAAACCAAGCGCAAGGGACCCGACAUCCGGAUUACGUUCCCUCAUACCAAUACCAACAAGAUGUAAACCUGGACGAAGGGCUAUUAAAAGGUGCAGCCACAGCACCGAAGCUCGAGAAUGCCACCUUGAAAGCGGAACUCGGCAACGCAUCGUGGAAACUCCUGCACACCAUGAUGGCCAAAUUCCCCGAUAAGCCCAGCGCAGACGACAGCACAGCCCUAAAAGCCUACAUCCACCUCUUCGCGCGCCUCUACCCCUGCGGCGACUGCGCGCAGCAUUUCCAAAAGGUGCUAGAGAAGUAUCCACCGCAGGUCGCGUCGAGGAGUACGGCUGCAGCGUGGGCUUGCCAUGUACAUAAUGUGGUUAAUAAGAGGUUGAAGAAGAAGGAGUUUGAUUGUUCGAAAAUUGGAGAUUUUUAUGAUUGUGGGUGUGCGGAGGAUGAGGCGGAUGGGAAGAAAGGGAAGGGGGUACAGAAGAAGGAUGCUUUUACACCGUUGGUCUUGGAUGAGAAAGAGGGGUAG
This is a messenger RNA of Lachnellula hyalina, 603 nucleotides long. It is a transcript of the gene ERV2, whose product is annotated as FAD-linked sulfhydryl oxidase. Gene Ontology annotation, cellular component: mitochondrion. Gene Ontology annotation, molecular function: flavin adenine dinucleotide binding; flavin-dependent sulfhydryl oxidase activity. The transcript is spliced from 2 exons. The coding region runs from base 1 to 603 and encodes 200 amino acids. NCBI's taxonomy places the organism in Eukaryota, Fungi, Ascomycota, Leotiomycetes, Helotiales, Lachnaceae. The record is from RefSeq and is a predicted model, not a curated record.